This is a messenger RNA of Juglans regia (Persian walnut), 2423 nucleotides long. RefSeq names its product lupeol synthase-like. Gene Ontology annotation, molecular function: intramolecular transferase activity. The record is from RefSeq and is a predicted model, not a curated record. Gene Ontology annotation, biological process: triterpenoid biosynthetic process. The coding region runs from base 34 to 2304 and encodes 756 amino acids. Gene Ontology annotation, cellular component: lipid droplet. The transcript has 19 exons. NCBI's taxonomy places the organism in Eukaryota, Viridiplantae, Streptophyta, Magnoliopsida, Fagales, Juglandaceae.
CAUACAAAAUAUAUUUUCCUCCCUAAAUUGAGGAUGUGGAAGCUGACGAUAGCGGAAGGAGGUCCAGGGCUGUUCACAACAAACAACUUCAUUGGGCGGGAACACUGGGAAUUCGACCCUGAUGCCGGCACUCUCGAAGAACGUGCUGAAAUUGAAAGGGUUCGUGAAGAGUACCAGAAAAAUCGAUUUAAGAAGAAACAAAGUUCUGAUCUUUUGAUGAGGAUGCAGCUCAGAAAGGAGAAUGGAAAUGGGCCAAUUCCACCGCCAGUGAAAUUGCAAGAAACUGAAGAAAUAACGGAUGAAAUAGUGACAUCUACACUCAGAAGUGCACUAAGCUCCCUUUCAUCCCUUCAGGCACAUGAUGGCCACUGGCCAGCUGAAUUCGCUGGCUCCUUAUUUUUCAUUCCACCCUUGGUAAUGGCGUUGUACAUUACUGGGGACCUAAGUCGUAUUUUAUCAUUAAAUCACAGGAUCGAGAUUAUUCGAUACUUGUAUAAUCUUCAGAACGAAGAUGGAGGAUGGAGUUUCCAUUUAGCUGGUCACAGCACAAUGCUUUGCUCAGGUUUGAACUAUAUUGCCUUGAGGAUACUUGGAGAGGGGACUGAAGAUGGUGAAGAUAGGGCCAUGGCUAGAGCUCGAAAAUGGAUCCUUGAUCAUGGUGGUUUAGUGGGAUUGCCAUCAUGGGGAAAGCUUUGGGUCUCGGUACUAGGAGCAUAUGAAUGGUCGGGAUGUAAUCCAUUACCCCCAGAGUGCUGGCUUCUUCCUAAUUUCAUCCCCCUUAAUCCAGGUAAAAUGUCAUGCCACGCUCGCGUAGUUUACAUGCCAAUGUCUUAUUUAUAUGGAAGGAGGUUCGUGGGUCCAAUCACUGAGUUGGUUCAUUCACUAAGAAAAGAGUUAUACAACGAGCCUUACAAUCUAGUUAACUGGAAUAAAGCAAGGAAUACAAUUGCAAAGGAGGAUCUGCACUAUCCACAUCCUCUGAUACAAGAUUUGGCAUGGGGUUUUCUUCACCAUUUAACCGAACCUCUUCUAAAGCGUUGGCCCUUUUCAAUGUUGAGAGAGAAGGCACUAAAAGCUGCCAUUGGUCAUGUUCGUUAUGAGGACGAGAUGAACAGAUAUCUAUGCGUUGGAUGCGUUCAAAAGAUGUUGUGUAUGAUGGCCCGUUGGGUUGAAGAUCCAAAUUCGGAGGCAUACAAACUUCAUUUAGCCAGACUUCCAGACUACUAUUGGGUUGCAGAAGAUGGCUUGAAAAUUCAGAGCUUGGGCUGUCAGACAUGGGUUGCUGUUUUUGCUAUUCAAGCUAUUAUGGCUUGUGGUCUAAAUGAGGAGUACGGACAAGCCCUGCGUAAAGCGCACGAUUUUAUAAAGGCUUCACAGGUCCAGGAUGACCCUUCAGGGGACUUCAAAGCUAUGCACAGGCACAUGUCUAAAGGAUCAUGGACAUUCUCAAUGCCAGACUAUGGAUGGCAAGUCUCUGAUGUCACAGCAGAAGGGUUGAAGGUUUCACUCUUGUUAUCAAAAAUGUCCACCAACCUUGUUGGGGAAAAAAUGGAGAAUCAACGGUUUUAUGAUGCCGUCAAUGUCAUUCUUUCUCUACAAAGUGAAAAUGGUGGUUUCCCAGCAUGGGAGCCUCGGAGAGCAUCCCCAUGGAUGCAGAAGUUCAACCCCUCAGAGGUCUUUGAGGAUCCUAUCUUUGAGCGAGAGCAUGUAGAGUGCACUUCGUCAGCACUUCAAGCUCUUGCACUCUUCAGGAAACUCUAUCCCAAGCACCGAAGGACGGAGAUAGACAGUAGCAUUUCGAAGGCGACUCAAUACAUUCAAGAUGUGCAAGAAACUGAUGGAUCAUGGUAUGGAAAUUGGGGGAUUUGCUACACCUACGGUACAUGGUUUGCUGUAGCAGGAUUGGUUGCUUGUGGAAGAAACUACAAAAACUGUGCAGCAUUACGAAAAGCUUGUGAGUUUUUGAUAUCAAAGCAGUUACCAAAUGGUGGAUGGGGAGAGAGUUUCCUAUCAAGCCAUAACAAGGUGUGGACGAAUAUAGAAGGCAACCAAGAACAUGUUGUCCAAACUGCAUGGGCUAUGUUAACACUCAUUGACGCCGGACAGGCUGAGAUAGAUCCAACACCAAUUCAUCGUGGAGUAAGGGUAUUGAUCAAUUCCCAAACUAAAGAUGGUGACUUUCCUCAACAGGAAAUUAUAGGAGUGUUUCAUAGGUAUGGUGGACUAAACUACGCAGCAUUUAGAGACAUUUUCCCCUUAUGGGCUCUUGGGGAAUACCGAAACCGAGUUCUACUACCUGCAUAAUUGUUUAAGAAAGUUUAGCAGAUAGAGUAAUCUGAAAAAAUAAAUGCGACUUCGAUACUUGUAGAACGCUAUCUUUAUGAUGAUAUUUGUCUUCACUAGAGAUAGUUUGCUACCGGGUU